Saprolegnia diclina VS20 is the source of this 912-nucleotide messenger RNA. RefSeq lists its product as hypothetical. The record is from RefSeq and is a predicted model, not a curated record. Bases 1 to 912 code for a protein of 303 amino acids. Lineage: Eukaryota; Oomycota; Saprolegniomycetes; Saprolegniales; Saprolegniaceae. The transcript has 2 exons.
AUGGCGCUCCUCGGUCGCCGCUCGCGUGCGCUCGUUGCCCACGCGCGCCACUUGGUCUCGGCGCCGUCGCUUAUGGAGCACGUGCAGCUAAUGAAUGGACACUCUGUCUCCUUUCACCGGUCGACGCCUCGCGACGUACCUGCCUCGACGCCGACGCUCGUGUUCUUCCAUGGCCUUGGCGCCUCGCAUCAGACGUUCAAGUAUAUUGGCGCGAUGCUCGGACAGCGGUACCCGAUCAUCGCCUUUGAUAUGCCAGGCACGGGGCAGUCAUCGGCGGCGGCCGCCGGACCCGACUACAAUGCACACGCAGUUGAUGCAGCGCUGGACGAAGCCAUUGAAGCGCUCUGUGGGCCAACAACACCGCGGGUUUACGUCGGCCACUCGCUCGGCGGGCACGCGGCGCUUCGCAUCACGGCAAGCCACUUGAGAAAGUACGAGCCGGGCGUUGUGCGCGGUCUCGGGCUCCUUGCGACGGCGGCGCUCGAGCCGUACCACGUGAUGCAGCCGUUUGUGUCUUUGCCGCCGUGUGUUUCCAGCUGGGUGCCCACGGCCGUGGUAGCCAAGGUCUUUCACGCGAUUGGGUUUUCCCACCAGCAUCAAGACAGCGACUACAAGCACGGGCUCAUGCGGCUCGUGACGACCGACUGGCGGGUUCUGCGGGACGCGGCGUCGACCAUUGCCGCGUAUGAGCUGCCGUGCCUCGGCAUUGCCGCCAGCGACGACCAAUUUUUGCUGUUUCCACGCUGGCGCGCGCUCUGUGCGGCCGUCGGGUCGCCCGACAACGUCCGGGUGCUCUCGUAUCCGUCCGGCAAACACAACAUCCCAAAGAGCCGCGCCGCCGACGUCGCACACGAUCUGCAGCAGUGGCUAGCGACGUGCGGCGUUGACGAUGCAUCUCCUCAAACUGUCUGA